Messenger RNA from Psammomys obesus (fat sand rat), 1806 nucleotides. RefSeq names its product pleckstrin homology domain containing B1 (gene Plekhb1). Lineage: Eukaryota; Metazoa; Chordata; Mammalia; Rodentia; Muridae. The transcript has 7 exons. Gene Ontology annotation, biological process: regulation of cell differentiation. Gene Ontology annotation, cellular component: membrane. Bases 200 to 769 code for a protein of 189 amino acids. The record is from RefSeq and is a predicted model, not a curated record.
GGGGCCUGGGGGCAUCUGUGCCCUAGGCACAGCCUGGGGAGUGAAUGCCUCAGGCUCUCUGGGGUACCACAGCGCAGGUGCGACUUGCUGAGCUAACAGCUUCAUCGAGUAGCGAGUAGCGGGUAUUUGUGGCAGCCGCUUCCGCAACAGGUGUGAACAGGUCCCACCCGACUCCACCCUGGAAAGUCCUUUUGAAGAAAUGGCCCUGGUGAGGGGCGGCUGGCUAUGGAGACAGAGCUCCAUCCUCCGCCGCUGGAAGCGGAAUUGGUUCGCUCUCUGGUUGGACGGCACACUCGGCUACUACCGUGAUGAGACGGCACAGGACGAGGAGGACCGUGUGCUUAUCCAUUUCAACGUCCGGGACAUAAAGGUCGGCCAAGAGUGUCAGGAUGUGCAGCCCCCAGAGGGCAGGAGCCGAGAUGGCCUGCUGACAGUGAACCUACGGGAGGGUUCCCGCCUGCACCUGUGUGCGGAGACCCGGGAUGAUGCCAUAGCAUGGAAGACAGCACUGUUGGAGGCGAAUUCCACCCCGGUACGAGUCUACAGCCCAUAUCAGGACUACUAUGAGGUGGUGCCCCCCAACGCUCAUGAGGCCACAUAUGUCCGCAGUUACUACGGGCCACCUUAUGCAGGUCCUGGAGUAACACACGUGAUAGUUCGAGAGGAUCCCUGCUAUAGCUCCGGUGCCCCUUUGGCUAUGGGCAUGCUUGCUGGGGCUGCCACAGGUGCUGCUCUUGGCUCACUCAUGUGGUCACCUUGUUGGUUCUGAGCUCUGGGGCUCUGACCUCCGGACAUGCACAUAGAACACAAGACCCUUUUCUUCCUGGACCACCCUCUGCUAUCUACCAUCUAAACUCUGUCCCAUUUUGACCUUUUUCUCUCCAUUAAGCCCUCUAUGCCUGGCUCAUUCCUCCCAUCACCUACCCUCCUUCCCUCUCAGAGGAAGCUAACAUCUCAGGCACAGAUAUGGCCGAAAAAUCCUCACACCUAUUGCCAGACACCCCCAUAAAUCACAUAUGAAUAUAUUUCUUUUAGACACAGCAAACAUAACUUCAUUUGGCUCCAAGUGUUUGAGGGAUGGAGAUCAGAAGAGGACAAACAACAAAGCUACCAGUCUGGCAAGGACAUGUGGGGGGAAAGGGGAAAGGCAGGCAGUUUGGGUGCUGUUGGCAGCAAGCACCAGCAGAGAUUAUCGUCAUUUGUCCAAAGAAUCAAAUACAGUUGGCUUGGCGUUGUGGCAGGGGUUGGAUUGCAGUUCUCCAGGCUAAGGAGCUUCUUGAUUUCAACUAUAAUGAAUAUUAUGCCUGUUUUGUUAGUACUGGCAGUACAUAGACUUACCCAAACAGAGUUUGGCACCUUCUUCCCACUACUAGCUUCCCUGUGAGAGUUGAACUAACCCUAGGGUUUCUUGGCUGUGGGACAGGUGACCUCUUUGGGACCUCCAGCCUUAGGAAGUUGCUUCCUUUAGGAAAUGCCUUUUUGAUCCUAGGAGCUCAGCUCUAUAGCUUUGACUGAUACCAUCUGAGGCUUUUUCUCUUCCUUCACUCUGGAGGAGAUGGCAUUAUUUUGCUCGGGGGCCUGAUCCACCUUGGCACCAUCCUGAGGAACAGCUCAUGUGCCUGCCUGUAGGUGGCAAGCAAUCUCUCCAUUUGAUCCUGUUCCAGACUCUUCCACUACCCUUCCAUUCCCAGUUGCUAAUAGAAAAGCUAAAAUCCCUGGCCCAGUGGCCAGAGUGCCCACUAAAGUUCCCUGUAGACGAGGGCUCUGUUGGCUCAGACACUAAUAAAGACAUGACUAGCCCCGAAA